This is a messenger RNA of Solea solea (common sole), 3315 nucleotides long. RefSeq names its product enolase 4 (gene eno4). Gene Ontology annotation, cellular component: phosphopyruvate hydratase complex. The coding region runs from base 197 to 2017 and encodes 606 amino acids. NCBI's taxonomy places the organism in Eukaryota, Metazoa, Chordata, Actinopteri, Pleuronectiformes, Soleidae. Gene Ontology annotation, biological process: glycolytic process. The transcript has 13 exons. The record is from RefSeq and is a predicted model, not a curated record. Gene Ontology annotation, molecular function: magnesium ion binding; phosphopyruvate hydratase activity.
GGUGCGGAAGGACGAAUGUUUUGUGGUUGUCUGGUUUGUGCAGGUUCAUAUUUAAAGGAGGCAGCAAUGAGACAUUAAAACAUCAAAGAAGAAGAAGUUUGUGGAUCAAAGUCAUGAAAGAAACACACUUUGAAGAAGCUGCUUUAAGGUGAAGCUAAAGGUUAAAAACAACAACAAGCAGAAAACAGCAACAAGAAUGUCUUCUCGCGAGUUUCUGAGGCGUCUCUCUGAAGAGGAGCGAGAGUUGUAUGAAAACAAAGUAGCAGCUGCAGAGUUUUACCGACUCAACAGAAUCCCCGAGGAGAUCGAGAAAGUUCUGAAUCAGCUGUUCCUGCUGCAGCCCGCAGACAUUCAUGGAUACAUGGCAAAUUACUUUGCAAACCUCUCUGCUCCACCAAGGAUCAACAGGCUGAAGGGCUGGGAGGUUUAUGAUACCAGAGGACAACUGUCCGUUGAGGUGGAGGUCUUCUGCAUCAUCCAAAACAAAGAACAGAGCAUGUGCUCAGCUUCUGUCUCGAGCUGCUUUGGGCUAAAGGAGACUUCAGAGGACUGGAGAGCAAAGGCUGACCACGUGAUGACUGCUGUUCAGUGGAUCAAGGAACCUCUGAACUGCAUGCUGAAGGACCAGAACCCCUGUGACCAGUCACAAGUGGACCAGACACUCAGCAAUUUCAUCAAAGCACGCUACCAGGAGGAGGAGGACAGACAGAAGAAGAAGAAGAAAGAGGAGGAGGAGGAGAAGGAGGAGUGUGGUUCAGCCAGCAGCUCAGAGGUGCUGUUUCCUCCUUCACCACCUGCUGCACCAGCUAAAGACAAAAAGAGUGCUGACAAGGGUAAAAAGAGCAGUGUUGUAGAGAAGCCGUUGCCUCCAGCUGAACCACCGGAGCCAGUUCUUCCUGGGAGUUUGGCCAUCGGGUCACUUUCUCUGGCUGUUGCCAAAACUGGGGCCAAAAUAAAAGACGUCCCUCUCUACAGAUAUAUAGCAGCUCUGAGGGAGCCAGAGUCUCCAGCUCAGUUUCACAUCCCCACCUGCUUGGUGACUCUGCUGAGCUGUGGGAAGACGUCUCCUGGAAAACUGAGUUUAAUGGAGGAAGUCAUUCUGAUUCCAAAAGUGGGACAACGAGUCAAACAGAUCAUCACAAUGACCUCUGAGUUGCAGAAGGAGAUGAUGAGAAUAAUGAACACUUCAACUAAAGCCGGGGCCGCUCACGUUGCUCUGCAUGAGAGUGGAGCACCGGCUGUGAGCUUCGAGAGACCCGAGCAGCCUCUGGAGCUCAUCGCUGAAGCCUGUGCUAACCUUGGACUGGAGCUGGGUAAAGACUUCCAUUUAGCAGUGAACUGCGCUGCUCGUCACCUCGUGGACUAUUCUAAAGGGAAGUAUGAAGUGUCAGCAGGAGUUUUAAAGUCUCCAGAUGAAUUAGUGGACAUGUACCACACGCUCAUCAGCAAAAACCCAGCUGUGGUGGCUUUAAUCGACCCCAUCAGGAAAGAGGACAAAGAUCAGUGGGAGAAGCUGAGAAACGUCAUAGGAAACACGUGUUCACUGCUCUGCGACACCACGUAUGAGUCAAAGGCUCCGCCCCCUCCUGGAGUCACAGGGCACAUAUUAAAACACGUCCACGACAUAACAGUCAGCGACUUGGUCCGCAUCACUUCAGAGCGCCGAGGUUCAGUGUUGAUGGGACCAGCGCGCUGUGAGCCCUGCAGCAGCAGCAGCAGCAGCAGCAGCAGCAGCAGCAGCACUGACUCUCUGUCAGACAUAGCUGUGGGUUUGGGGCUGGACUAUGUCAAACUGGGAGGUCUGAGUGGCGCUGAGAGGAUGACUAAAUACAACCGGCUCAUUUCUAUAGAAGAGGAACUGGCCCAACAAGGAAUCCUGGUCUCCAAACAGAAGCACUCCCCUCCACUGCUGCUUGAAAAACUAAAAAAGCAGCAGCAGCAGCAGCAGCAGCAGCCUACAGAGCAGCAGCAGCAGCAGUCUACAGAGCAGCAGCAGCAGCAGAAGAGAGAGCAGUGACGAGGCCUGAGAGGAAAACACAGCCUCUCUCCAGCUUGUGUUUCCACUAUUCCUCUAUUCAAAGGUCCAGGACAUUUAACAUUACAAUACUUUGUAUAAGUGUGUAAUUGCUUUAAGUGUCAAACUUAUGGACCAUGGACCACAUGCCACUUAAUAACAUGUUAUUAUAAAACUCAUGUAAUACUUCAAUUAUACUACAUUAUUUUUGCUAGCAAUACUUUUAGAAUAAUAAUUACUGCAUUAUUAAAUGUAAAAUGUAAAAAUCAACAUGGGACUGAACACUGAUUGAACAGGUCAGCGGAGUUAAACAGAGUUAAACGGGGUUAAAUGGAGUUAAACUGAGUUAAACAGGGUUAAACUGAGUUAAACAGGGUUAAACUGAGUUAAACAGAGUUAAACAGGGUUAAACUGGGUUAAACAGAGUUAAACGGGGUUAAAUUGAGUUAAACUGAGUUAAACAGGGUUAAACUGAGUUAAACAGAGUUAAACUGAGUUAAACAGGGUUAAACUGAGUUAAACAGAGUUAAACUGAGUUAAACAGAGUUAAACGGGGUUAAAUGGAGUUAAAAUGAGUUAAACAGGGUUAAACUGAGUAAAACAGAGUUAAACAGGGUUAAACUGAGUUAAACAGAGUUAAACUGAGUUAAACAGGGUUAAACUGAGUUAAACAGAGUUAAACUGAGUUAAACAGAGUUAAACUGAGUUAAACUGAGUUAAACAGAGUUAAACUGAGUUAAACAGAGUUAAACUGAGUUAAACAGAGUUAAACAGGGUUAAACAGAAUUCAAAAAACAUGUUGUUGUGGUGACGGAUGAAGACAAAGUCACAACAACACAAAGAAAGUGGGCGUGGUUAAAUACAUUGAGGAAACAGCAGUGAUGAACAACAGUUUAAAGUGAAACAGGUUAGCAUGAUCCCGUGAUCCCAUUAUUCCAGUGAGCGGAAAAGUAAAGUGCACGAAGACGGGACAAGAAAACUUCAAAAUAAGAGGGAUUUUCACAAUAAAAUGACAUGGACAAACGGAGCAUGGCAGGGAUGUUAGAAUAGGCUUGAUCAAGUGAUAUUACUUAGAGUCAGCAACAGCAGAUAUGAGGAAAUUAUUAUUUCACUUUCAACAUAAGAAUAUUGGAUUCUGUGCCAUGUUCACACACUGAGGAAAAUAUUAAAUUACAGAGACAGACAGACAGACAGACACAGAGACAGAGAGAGAGACAGACAGACAGGCAGAGGAAAACAAGCACUUUUGCAUCUAUUGGACGAUUCUGAAAGUAUGUGUGUGUGUGUGUGUGUGUGUGUGU